Wickerhamiella sorbophila is the source of this 1170-nucleotide messenger RNA. RefSeq lists its product as hypothetical. The transcript has a single exon. Bases 1 to 1170 code for a protein of 389 amino acids. NCBI's taxonomy places the organism in Eukaryota, Fungi, Ascomycota, Dipodascomycetes, Dipodascales, Trichomonascaceae. The record is from RefSeq and is a predicted model, not a curated record.
AUGCUCGAGACCCUCACACACUCCCCAGAGCAUUUGCCGGCCCGCCCGCGUUCGCAAGAUACCAUCACGACUGAGGAGCUACCAGGCUAUAUUACGGAGCCAGAGGUACAGCCAUUCAAACCAGAUAAUUUCACCCGGUUUCUUCAGAUUGACAGUGCGCUACGCACACUGGACUAUGGCUCGUUCAGUACAGGCAAGGUUGUGGUGUCGCCCAAGAAAGUUGUGCCGCCUGGCAGCCUUAUUUUAGACAUUGUGGGGACCGAGCAGGCUCUAGUAGAGAAUGGCCAGUUUUGGAAAUCGAAUAAGACCUCUGUUCGCAGGUUCGUCUGCAGCCGGGUCAUCAUUCCUUUUGAGUGCCCACUUGAACCCAACCACAGAUACAAGUUUCCGUUUUCUCUUCAGUUCCCCAUCAAUUACGAUUCUAUCGAAUGCAAGAACGGUUUGAAUCACUGUACAAUCCCCCCAACUCUCGGAGUGGGCUGUGAAAUCGAGCUAUCUCCGUAUGGCGCGUUAAUUGAUUAUCACAUUCGUGCCUAUUUCCUGGGCACUACAAGCGUGUUUUGCCGCCGGAACCUAACAUUUACGCCCCGAAGGUGUUUGCUUUUUGAUCUUGAAACUUUUGUUGAUGAGACUGGGAAAAGUAUUGAUAGAGUUUACAGUUCCCACGCUCGCUUGACCAACAAAUCUUUCAGAGGCUCCCUCUUAGCUCUGGUCGCACUUCAUGGGCGCCCGUUCAGACACGAUGCUGAUACUAAACAAGGUGUCAUGACGUUCGACUUUGAAUUUAUACCCGCUAAUGACACCAUCACUGCUGCCCAGUUCCAAGACAACUUUUCCACGUCUUUUGUUAUCAGAAAAGUCAUUUACGCUGCCCCCGACGGCAUCGGAAACAAGCUUUGCAAAACUGAAAAAAACACAGUUAAAAGCUACAGGGUAGCAUCUGGCAAAGUGUCAACAAGCUUUGAAUGGGAAGGUAACUUGGCCCAUGUAUCGGCAGCCUAUGAGAUUGAGCAACCCCUUCUUUUGAGAACACCGAACUUUGUGUCCUGUCACACCGCUGUCAGCUAUGAGUUUGAUAUCGUUUUGAAGCAUAAGAACAUGACGGCGACACUAACAGUUCCAAUGAUCAUUCAUUAUCCCCGCCCAGCGCCCUACUACGAUAGCUGCUGA